AUUCAUCGCCACCGAUUAAUUACACGGGUGUGUCAAUAUGUCUAGCAGCGCUUUCGAUACGCCUGUGAGGCUCCCGCGAGUGGUCAUCACCUUCUGCACGCAAUGCAAAUGGAUGCUACGCGCCGCCUAUUUCGCUCAAGAACUGAUGUCAACGUUCGGCACGAGCAUAGGCGAAGUUGCUCUGGUGCCGUCCACGGGAGGGGUCUUCACUGUCGAUCUUGCAUACAAGCCAACACAAUCGCAGCUUGAAGUCGGUGACGAUCCAAAUGAAGCCAAACACGUUCUGCUAUGGGAUCGCAAAUCUGAAGGAGGCUUCCCCGAAACGAAAAUACUCAAGCAGCGCCUGAGAAACAUCAUCGAGCCUGAAAAGGCACUGGGACACUCAGAUACUCCUUCGAACAAAGGUCAACCACAAACCGCCGCUGAGUCGACAGUAGCAGAAGGCCAGGCGAGCUCGAAGGACUGUGAAGAUUGCAAAUAGCAGUUUCGGCAAACUGGACGCUUGCCCUGAAUUCGACAUAUGAGCACAAUGCCCUCGCUCUGGCACCACAGCCGUAUGAUCUGGCGUGCUGAGGAAGGCUUCGGCACUCCAGACAUGUACAGACAGGCCAAAGGCAACGCUCAGAACACCUUCCGCACAGUUGCGCUGUUGCUGUUGCUGUUGCCACAAGCCACCAGCACUUGACGCCCAUCAGCACCUA
Molecule: messenger RNA, 701 nt
Organism: Cercospora beticola
Lineage: Eukaryota; Fungi; Ascomycota; Dothideomycetes; Mycosphaerellales; Mycosphaerellaceae
Product: Rdx family protein
Source: RefSeq, a predicted model, not a curated record